UUUACUGGUUGUCAUGUGAUUUCUAGGAAAUCAUGCCUGAAUAUUUUCUAUAAGUACCUACGGGGCAUCAGUUUGCCUGUGUCAAAUUGCAAGGACGUCGAAUGGACAACACUUCUUUAAGAGUGGGUGACCAAACUCAAAGGAGAAUGGAAUCUGAAGCCAGCACGGAGGUAGAGGAAGAGACUGACAAUAUACCUGAGCUUUCUAACCCACUGUCAACAGGAGAAUUUGAGAGAGAUAAACAGAGUGAACCUGAAGUCCUUGAAAUGAAAGGAAAUGAAAGAGAACAAAAUGACCUGACACCUGAUCUGACGAUAGCCUUGAUUGGGGAUCCUGAAGCUGUGAAAACUGAACCUGGAAAUCUCUUUCUUGACAAGGAGGUCCUCUAUUCAGAAGCAGAUGAAGCGGAAGCCUCACGGAUUGCACCAAGAAUGUAUGAUUUAUUUGGACAUCGCAUCACGGUCAUCAACAUGCUGGGCUUGGAACAUACAUCUUUGCAAAAUCCCCUGGAUGUACAGGGAAUCAAUGCUUUYAUCUUCCUCAAACCACUGGGUCAGUAUGUCACCACUGACAAGAUGGGAGGAGAUUGGAUCAAAAAAAUACUUGGAGAAAGAUGUCUUCUUAACUAUUCAAUGACUCUUUUCACUUAUGAGAAAAAGCAGGACUGUGAAACAUUGAAUGAUGACCUGAACAAGAAAUGUGAUCUCAAGCAGUUGAUUAACAGAUGUGGAGGCAGGUAUCACACCUGUGACAGGCRCAUGAAUGAUCCAACAGAGAUGAUGUCAUUGCUGGAGAAGAUCAACAUUAUGGUCUCYGAAAAUGACCCAUGCUGCUAUACUAGAGAAAUGUAUGGUGAAGAGAUAAGGCAGAGACAGCAACUGAAACCAGAUUUUGGACACCAGAAAAAAGAAGAGAAGAAAAAGACUGAAUCAGGUUUGUUAAUGCUGCACAAUACUUGAUGUUGUAUCUUAGAGUAGUGGUCACCAACCAGUCGAAAGCAAACUUGUACUCCUUGAAGCCCUGCCGACUGGGUAAGCAUUUUGAACCAUUUCAUUUGUCUGAGAUCUGUGGCUAAAUCGAGUGCAAUCAGAUAGUUCAAAUCACAGAGCUUCCACGACUCAGGCCACAGCAAAGUUUGAUACU
Molecule: messenger RNA, 1143 nt
Organism: Salvelinus sp. IW2-2015
Lineage: Eukaryota; Metazoa; Chordata; Actinopteri; Salmoniformes; Salmonidae
Source: RefSeq, a predicted model, not a curated record